Xyrichtys novacula (pearly razorfish) is the source of this 9134-nucleotide messenger RNA. The record is from the annotation of a GenBank genome assembly. Lineage: Eukaryota; Metazoa; Chordata; Actinopteri; Labriformes; Labridae.
CCAUUUAAACAUGUGACAACUAACCCAAAAAUGACUGAGACUUGUUGCCCCAAACUACCAUGUUUGCUAAUUAAAACUCCAGCCUAAAAUUAGUGUAAAACAGAACAAUGACUGAGGUAUGACAGGAUGAUUUUAUCUCUCCUCUAACAAGUCUCUUUUAUCUGGAAAAAGCUUAUUUUAAAAUAUAUUAAGUUGUUUUUUUUUUUUUUUUACUUUGGGUUGUGUGAAAUGGUUAAUUGGCGCUCAUCUCAGCUCACAACGUGCUUUUCUCUUCUCAGACAGGACACGACUCCUGGCCAAAUAAAAGUAGAAAACUAGUAUUACACUUUUUAGUUGCGCCGUCUGGUGGCAAAGAUAAUUGCAAUGUGACAACUUACCCAUGUGACAACAAGCCCCGGUCUCCUCUACUGUUUUCUUCCCUUCAACCUCAGCUGACAGAUCUUGCCAUUGACUUAAAUGAACAUAUUUCCAGCUUCAACGCGGUUUUAAUGAGAAUAUCCUCAAGCAAAACGACUCGACAACUGUUGCGUCUCCCCAGUGGCCACCACAUUUCGCGCUUACAAAUUUGAAUUAUGUCCCAUUGCGGCUUCCGCAGUUGUUGCCGGUUGCUAGCUUCACGCUUGCUAACUAGCUGCUUCGUAUUGUUGCUUUACAUUAAACUGCUUAUGGAUUGGUCUAAGGGGCAGAAUAGUAGGAUUAAAAAAAGUCAAAUCGUUCCUGAGAAGCCAGGUAAGCCUUCUCUGCAUGAGUUUACCGAGCUACUGUUAUCAGUCUGGCUCUAAUUUUGUUUACGUUAGCCUGCACCGUGUUGCUAACUGUGUUUGUCUACUUGGAAGCACAUGUAGCUUCUUAUCUGAACUAAUAAUUAAUACACAAAUUGAGUAUUGAUUACAGCAUGAAUCAGGUUAUAACGCGCAGACAUCGUUUUCUUGGCUUACAUAUGGCUUUGACUGGAGUUUCCUGAUCCGGGAUGGAAAAAGAGCUUUCACCAUGGGAACAGGUCAUUUUUCAACAUAAAUGUGGAUGUCAAAAUAAAACCUUUCGUUCUUAAAUUUCAGAUAAGUUAGGUUUUAUUGUCUCAGCUGGAAAUUUGUCUUGGACUUCACAGUGCUCUAAUAUAACAUCAAAACAUACUACAAUGCAUUCAAACAUCAGAAAAUACUUCUACUGACAUCACUGUAAAAAUAUGUGAAAUAAAAAUAACAGAUUUAUGAGUGUAGAUCAGUGGUUUUCAACUGGUGGGUCCCGACCCAAAAGUGGGCCGCGAACACAUUCUGGAUGGGUCACGAACAGCUGGUCAAAAAAGUAAAUAUUUAAUGUGAUAUUUAUUCGAUAUUUGAUAUUUUUUGUGUGCAACUUCGGUAGUUGUCGUCCUCAUGUUGUCCCCUUAAUGUGCUCUGAAAUGCGUUUUACUCAAUAUAACUAGUGGAUUUAUGUUAAAGAUUAGAGUCUUUAAUGUUUUCUUUUUAAUUAUUAAAAAGAUGAAUGUGCUUGGUUUGAAUUCUAUAAAAGUGGGUCACAACUUACGGAUCAUGGGAAAAUGUGGGUCCCAAAGUGACAGCAGUUGAGAACCACUGAUGUACACUACAGGCCAAAACUUAACUCCCAACUCAAACAGUUGCGAGUAACUUUAAGUUUUUGUUCACAAUGCUUUUUUUUAAAUUCAGCAUGAGUUUUAUGUAUUUUGGGAUGUAUUUACUCCAUGAUCAGAAGUUGCUUUCAUGGAAAUGCAUCAAUUUACUCCAUUUACCUUUAGACGUUGAUGUUAACAGACCAUUACUAAAUAUGUCAGCAAAAGAUAAUAAGGGCUUAGUUUUAGGGUUGAAAACAUUUGUUGAAAACAAGAGUCACAACUUCAGUGCAAAAGCAAAAAAAAAUAAAUCACAGUUGGAUUAUUCACUUCAACUUUUUGGCUUUUGAGAGUCUGCAUACAAAAAAUCCUAAUAAAUCUCAACUGCGUUCAAACUACCGCAAAAAUGGCUAGAAAUAAGCAACUGAGUAAAGAAACAAAAGUACAGAUUUGUAAAUUGAAGAAAGAAGGAUACACUGAAAGGGAAAUUGCAAAACGCCUAAAGGUGUUUAACAAAGGAGUCCACUACACUCUGAAGAGACUAGAGGAACCUGGAAGUUAUGAUAAUAGAAAAAGACCUGGACGAAAAAGAGUUACUACAAAAGCAGAGGAUAAACAUGUCAUUGUCACCAGUAAGAGAGAUCAGCAAAAGACAGCACCACGAAUGAGGGAGGAAAUCAACAUGACAAGUGGGCAAAAGCUCACAAAAAUUGGACUUAUGAUGACUAGAAACAGGUUUUGCACUGUUUGGUUCAAAAUGCAGAGUCCAUGUCCGCAGACAAACUGGUGAACGUCUGAAAGCACCAUGGGUUACACCCACAAUUCAGCAUGGAAAUGGUAGUUCCAUGGUAUGGGGAUGUUUUGCAGGUGAUGGAGUAGGAGAUUUGUUUGAAGUAAAGGGUAUCAUGAAGAAGGAACAGUACCACUCCAUCCUCCAGCACCAUGCUGUUCCAUCUGGACUCAGACCUGUGGCUCAUAAGUUUGUUUUGCAGCAAGACAAUGACCCUAAGCACUCUGCUAAGCUCUGUCAGGGUUACCUAGACAAAAAAAGAAGAGGAAGUUGUUCUUCAAAAGAUGGUUUGGCCCUCAGUCUCCAGACCUUUCUCAAUUGAGCUUGUGUGGGAUGAAUCGGAUCGAUCAGCCAGAAAAACGCGUCCCACGAAUCAGCAGUCUCUUUUUAAUGAACUUAAGAAAGCUUGGAAUGCAAUCCCUGGAACAUACCUUAGAAAACUUGUGGAAUGAAUGCCUGGUAUAUGCCAAGCUGUUGUUAAAGCCAGAGGAGGUUACUUUAAAGAAAGCAAAGUCUAAGCAACAAUAACUCAAAUACCUAAUAAUUAUAGUCAAAAUGUGUUCUGAUAAGUAACUUUCUACACAAUAGUCAUGUUUAUUGUGCUGCAAAUUAUAUAUAUGAAACUAUGAUCUUUUUUUGUACAAAUGUGAUCUUGCUUCCAAACUUUUGGCCUGUAGUGUAGAUAUUUAGCAAUCAAAAACAGCUGAAAUGGCUUUUAUGGGCAAGGGGGACAUGGAAUUGCAUACUUUACACUUCUACAGGCCAUAAAUUGACUGAAAUGAAAUUACUGUACAAACACACAAAAAGUUUGAUUGAAUUUUUUACAAAUAAAAACAAAAAAAUAGGAGCAUCAUUAAAGCAAAAGCAACAUUAGAUAUUCAUCCUUUAUUAACACAUAAGACAAAUACAGGAGAACAAUUUCAGAAUAACUUAAUGAAAUUAAGGAAUUAAGUUAACGCAGUAUAACUGACUGUGAUUGAUGGCAGCAUGAAAAGUGUUUAAGACCUCAAAUGAAAAGCAAAAUUAGGCUUCUCUGUCAAACUAGAUUGAGAAACAGAUCAUUGAAUUUAAUUUCAAAUAACACUUUUAAUAGCAGCAGUCACACAACGUAACUGUUCUAAAAGCACAGUUACUUUUUUUGACAAAUGUAUCAUUAGCCUCUCGAUUUAUUGCCAUGUGAAGCUGCAAGCCUUCCUUUCUAAAUGGACAAUAACAAUGUAUGAGUGGAGAUCCUUGAGAUAACUGAUUAUUGACUGUUACUGCAGAGAGUUGAAUCAGUGUUUAUUCCCCGAAGGUUGUUUUCUUAUAAGGUUAAAGGUGUGGUGAAUUAAUAGGUGUAAACACAACAGAUAGGUGAAUACCUUUUCAUUGUGCAGGACAGUAUGAUUGUGUAGUAAUGUGAGUCAGUGUUGAACAGUCGCACGUACUGAGUGCAUCCGUUUUCCUUGACCUGAAGGCUUAUCACAGGUGACGCAAGAUGUACUGAUUCAAACUGAAUCUGUCUUUUUUACGCAGGUUGGCGAGCAUGGUUUUGAAUCUGUGUCUGCCACACUUCAACACUUCAGCUCAUUGCAACAAGGUGCGUGAAACUGUCAUGUAACUGUACCUUUUUACUUAACAUGUGCAAUGCUUUCCGGUCUGUUGUUAUAAAGGCAUAAAAAUUCUGCAAAACUUAUGUGUCACAAAACAAAGGCAUGCAUGAACUGCUUAUUAUAUCUCUACUCUGGAGAAAUGUUUAAUUUAAACCAUUUCACCUUAUACCACUUGUAAAAAGUUUAGGAGCAAGGUGAAUUACUUAAUGUGGACAUAAAAUAGCACAGGGUUAAGCUGGAGGACAGUCAUGUAAAAAGAAAAAGUACAGGUACAAAGUAGUGAGUGGGAGAUACUGAAUCACAGCUGGCCUUGUCGUGUUCUUUUUAUUGGCAUUUUGUAAUGUGAUCAUGAAUGUAUUUUUCCACACCAGGGGCAUAAAGGAUGCUUUCUUUACCCUUUAAGUGUACCUCAGCUUAUUCCUUACUGCGCUCUCUUUGUUGUCCUUGUUUUCCUGUAGCACGUGUAGUAUGUUUUGCCCAGUGUUGUGUAAACUUUCAAAUUUCAAAUUUCAGAUAAAAUCAAGAAUUUUUUAAUUUUUUGUAAAGUAGGAACAUCAUGCCAGAAAUUAACACAUUCAUAGUGAAAUAGUUUUGUCUACAAGAUUAACUGGAUGAGCAAAAUCCUCAUCUUUUAUUUUUUAAAUAUUAUUAACCUGCCAUCAGUAAUUAAUUAACUGAUGUCUUUUUAAUUAUUCUCUACCUGUGUGCUGUCUACAGUCCAUUGAAGGUCAAAAACUCCAUUAAAAAUGUCAAAGGGUUUCUACUGUCUUAAAAAUUGUAAUUUCAGUCUAUCAAGGUUGAAAAUGAGUCAUUUCCUAAUGAAAUCAAUUUUUAAAUACAGCUCUGUGCCGAUGGGUAUGACGUCACGAACCUUGUAUCAGCUGACCCUGCCCUGCGGAGGCGGGGCUUCAAGCUUGAGUACUUCCUCCGUCCACCUGUACAGGUAAGGUGACUGUUAUACUCAUAAACAGUUUAACCAGAAAGUAUUUACAGUGCUAUACUUUUUUCACAUUUUCUUGUGUUACAGCCUUUUUCCAAAAUGAAUUAAAUUCAUGUGUUACCUGAAAAUUCUACACACAAUACCUCAUGAUGGCAAAGUGAAAAAUGUUUGUUUUAAAACAAAAAUAUAUCAUGUACAUAAGAAUUCACAGCAUUUGCUCAGUACGUUGUGGAUGCACCUUUGUUAGCAAUUACAGCCUCAAGUCUUUUCGAGCAUGAUGCUACAGGCUUGGCAUACCUAAGUUCUCCCAGUCUUCUUUGCAGGACCUCUCAAGCUCCAUCAAGUAGGAUGGGGUGCGUUGGUGCACAGAUGUUUUCAGAUCUCUCAGAGAUGUUCAAUUGGGUUCAAGUCUGGGCUCUGGCUGGGCCACAUAAGGUUAUUCACAGAUUUGUCCUGAAGCGACUGCUUUGUUAUCUUGGCUGUGUGCUUAGGCUCUUUCCCUCGACCCUGACAAGUUGGUGGGGGGCUGCAGAAAUGGUUGUCCUUCUAAAAGGUUCUUCUUUCUCUACAAAGCACUGCAGAAGCACUGUCAAAUUGACCAUUGGAUUCUUGGUCACCUCCCUGACUAAGGCCCCUCUACUCCUAUCACUCAGACUGGCCAGGCAGCCACCUCUAGAAACAGAGUCCUGGUGGUUCCACACUUCUUCCAUGUAUGGAUGAUGGAGGCCACUGUGCUCAUUGAUUUUUCUUUACCCUUCCCCAUAUUUGUGCCUGAAUACAAUCCUGUCUCAGAGCUCUACAGACAAUUCCUUCGACUUCAUGACUUGGUUUGUGCUCUGACAUGCGCUGUCAACUAUUGUAGUAUAUAGACAGUGUUUCCAAAUCAUGUCCAAAUCAACUGAUUUAACUACUGGUGGACUCCAAUCAAGUUGUGGAAACAUCUGAAGCAUGAUGAGUGGAAACAGGACACACCUGAGCUUAAUGCUGAGUGUCACAACAAACGCGGUGAAUACUUAUGUACGUUAUAUUUUUCUUUUUUAAAAUCUUCCUUUUUUUUCCAGGUGACGUUGAAGUUUGGCUUCCAGGUGGAGCUGUGCAGGGUGGACAUAGAGCUGUGGCCCUGGGGUAUGGACAGAGGACAGGCUUGCAAGAAGCUGGAGAUCAGCACCUGCUCUAAUGAGCCAGUUUCCAAGAAUUUCAGCCAAAGUUACAAACAAGGUCAGCAAAAGGAACAAAAGCAGGUUAAGGACCAGAGCAAACAAAACACAGAAACACAGAAAGGGCUCGAUAGCAAAUAUGGUCAAAGUAACUGCCAUCAGUGGAGCCUUCAAGCCCAGCAGUGGGGAGAGCAGACUCCGAAUGAGCCUCAACAAAAAGGCCAUGUGUUAAAUCAUCAAUCAAACACUGACUCUGGCGAUCUUGUACUAGACUUCAAACUGGUAGGUCGAUGUGAACUUAGAGAAGAAACACACGUUUGUUUCACACGCUCAAAUUAUCGCCACCGGCCCCCAUUCCUCUCGCCACCUCCUCCACAACCUGCCAUCUGUCGCCAAGAGGAGCUAUGGAGUCGGGGUCAGUUCUCGUUGGGUGCUGUUACACAACUGCGUGUCACUCUACCAUACGGCGGUGCAGCAUCCGCUCUGGGACUCAAGGCUUUGACUGUGUGGGGACAACCUGCUCGCUGCUGCCCUGCUGAAGAAGUGGAGAGGGUUAAAAGAGUCCAUGAGGCUAAUUAUGAGCGGAUACCACGACCUGUGAUGUUUACCCCUCCUGUCCGCCAGACAAAACCCCCAUCACAAGCUGCCAAAACUCAUAGGUACAUAUUUAUGAAGAAGAAAUCUGUUCUUUCUCUUUUUUGUAGAUAUAAAUGACCUAUUAUACAUUUCUGACAAUUUCUUGUCUGUCUACAGUAAUCGUCCCAUCCCAGAAGAGUUCCUGGACCCGAUAACCCAGGAGGUGAUGAUGCUGCCCAUGCUGCUGCCCUGUGGUGUGUCAGUGGACAACAGCACACUGGAGGAGCAUCAGAAGAGAGAAGCUACAUGGGGCAGAGCCCCAAAUGACCCCUUCACUGGUGUUCCAUUCACCUCAACCUCUCAGCCACUUCCUAACCCCCAACUGAAGAGCCGAAUUGACCUCUUUCUUUUGCAGAAAGGGAUGAAGGGCAGGGAGGGGAUGUUGGGGAGACAAGGGGAAGGAGAGAAUCCCCAAGCUUCUAGACUUUUAGCCUCCAGGAUGGAAGGACAAUCUCAGGCUUUUUCAUGUUCUAAGGAAAAUUCAGUGAACUGUACUGGUAUUAACUGUAAUGAAGCAGAUAGGAACUCAAAGGGAAUCAGAACAAUAGAAAAGACUGGAUCAGGACAUCCACCAGAAGCUGGAAAUGACACAUGUAGCUCUGAGCCUUCGACCACAGAUAGAAGGACAGCUGAGGAGAAUCUACCCCCUCAAACAAAAAGACCAAGAAAGGAUUCAGUUUCAGGUGAAAACAAGAUCUUCUAAAAAAGUCAGAUACUGAAACUUAUCACUCCUUUGUUUAACCUGCUGACAUGUUUGUUUUUCUGGUAUUUGCCUCUGUUCCGUUUAGACUGCAGCUCUCAUGAGCAGCGGCUGUCAGCCAGCCUGGACGAGGCCCUCCUCUCUGCCCUGCAGGGGCGUCCUUCCUUCACCACAAACUUGUCCGGACAGAAACAGGUUACAUUUGACUCUGAAACUCAGAAAGCCUCGCUGCAAAGUCAGACUGAAGGCACUUCUAGCAUGCAAAGAGGUAAGAUUCUGCCAAGUCUACUCUGAAUCACUUAACAAAGUUCUCCUCUUCAUAUCAUUUAAAUGUCAAGAGAAGUUACCUUUUGCAGGUGUGGAAGGUGUCUUGAGAGGUUCUGAAUGAAUCCUUUGUAAAAGCUGGCAGUGAUAGCUUUCUGUGGCUUUAAAGUGGAAAAUCAUUUCCCCUAAAAUAACAAGCAAACUGAAUUCUGUCAUGAGGGAAGUGUUUGAGCACCAGGAAACACUUGAAGAUCCCUGAGGGUGUUUCAAGAGAUAAUGGGAGUAAACCAGAGAUAAGAUUUACAAAAUUUAGGAGAGAAUCUUUAUAAAAACACACAUUUAUAACUAUAAUUAAGGUUGUUUGGGGUUAAUUAAUUUUCUCUCUUGCUCCCUCCAGGUGAAAAGACUUGCUCUGCAUGUUCCUGUAGGAUCUCUGUUUACUCCAGAUCUUCAUUGUGCAUCUAUCGUCUAACAUGCGGUCACUUGCUUUGUGGCACUUGCCUGCGGAGGAAACCACAGCCUCUGAACUCUGUGACUGGAUCAACAUCCGAUCAUGUUCCGUGUCCCUCCUGCCUGAACCCCACACCACGCAGUGACAUCAUGCGAGUGCAUCACUGACAGAUGCUGUACAGAUAUGUCUCCAGAGCUUGGGACAAAAAGAGGACUCUCUCAAGGUGAAGACAGAAUUGUGCUCAAGGUUUCAUGGUAUUCUGACCUUGUUAGACUCUAUAUGUGGAUUAGAAAAAUCAGGCCAAAAGUUACAGGUCGUCAAUCAAUUUUAGCAUGGAAAUUAGCAUUAAUGAACGUAUUAUAUGCUUACAUAAACACAUGUUAAUAUAUCACAAUUAAAUCAAUCCCAUAUUGACUUAUUCACUCAUGUUCACACUAUUUCAAGUCUAGCAGUGAUUUAUUUUUGUUGGACCCUUGACACCAGUAACAAACUGUAUUAGAAAGCUCUCUGCGUGUACUGCCCACAAGUGUCGAAAGAACAUCCCUGAGAGCAAAGACCUUUCUAAAGAAAAAAAAAAAACAUGAAAGGACUCAAGAAUGUAAAAUAAAAGUCUUGUUCUCGUCUCUUCCACCCCCUCUCUUUGCCUUAUUCUUUUCACCGAGCAGUGGAGUGUAGUUGCAGCCUUGGAUAUGCAGCCUUUGUGUGGACUGUGGAUGGGUAGGGUGCUUAAAGAAAAGGCUGGGGCAUUGGAGUAUGGACGCUGAGAGGACACAGAAGCGCUUCAACGGAAAUUGAGCCGACUCAAGGUUGUUGGGUCAUCACGCAGAAACAGACUGGGUCAUACUACCUUUUCUUUCUUCACCAGAUUCACCACCUUCUAUUUAGUACAUUUGUGUAGGCUGUGUAGUGUUGAGUUUAAUUUUAUUCAGAGUAUACAUUAAGGAAUACUGACUGAUGUACUGCUUUUGUAAAUAGCACAAACUGGUGUGAAUUUUCCUUCUCAGUUUAGAUUAAAGCUUAUUUUUAUACCUUCA